AUGGCGCCGGGCACUCUGGAGGGAGCACCUGCAGUGGCACCACUUACCACAGAAUUUCUCCAGCAAGCCUUGGAUAAGCAAUCACAACAGCUGAUUUCCAUUUGGCAAGCCAGCGUUGCUGAACUGAAACGGGACCUGCAAGAUUUGGGCUCCCGCAUGGCACACAUGGAGACAAAGAUGGAGGAACUCGUGGAUGCGCAUAAUACAUCUGCGAGGUGGAUCCACACCAUUACUGCACAAUUAAAUCAGUGUGAAGCGAAGAUUAUGGACCUUGAGGACAGGUCCCAGCGUAGCAAUGUACAAGGGAUCUCUGAGACUCUUCUCCCAGCGCAUCUACUGACCUAUGUAAAUAAUUUUUUCAAGCUCCUAGUGCCUGAUGUCCCCACAGAUAUUUUACUAUUAGACCGCUUACACAGGGUUCUGAAACCCCAACAAAUUUCCGCCUCACUGCCCCGAGAAGGGCUGUUAAAGGUGCACUACUUUCAUGUGAAAGAUCUUAUCAUGAAACGCAGCAGAAUUGUGAAAGAUCUCCCAGCUGAAUAUGCCUUUGUUCAAGUAUUCUCUGAUCUCUCAGCAGCCACCUUACGACAACGCAAGGCCUACCAGAAAGUUGCAGAAACCUUGCAUGAACAUCGCAUCCUGUACCGCUGGGGUUUCCCUAUCCACCUAAUAAUAUCCAGGAACGGGACUACAACAGUCAUCCACACAGUGGAAGAAGGCAUGCAGCUACUACAUCAGUGGAACCUGUCACCAGCGGGAGAAGCAUCGACACCCACGCUACCUAGAAUAGUGGACAAGGACUGGUCCCUUGCCUGA
Pelobates cultripes (western spadefoot toad) is the source of this 816-nucleotide messenger RNA. NCBI's taxonomy places the organism in Eukaryota, Metazoa, Chordata, Amphibia, Anura, Pelobatidae. The record is from the annotation of a GenBank genome assembly.